Molecule: messenger RNA, 2168 nt
Organism: Quercus lobata
Lineage: Eukaryota; Viridiplantae; Streptophyta; Magnoliopsida; Fagales; Fagaceae
Product: probable pectinesterase/pectinesterase inhibitor 25
Exons: 3
Coding region: 309-2012 (567 amino acids)
Biological process (GO): cell wall modification
Molecular function (GO): enzyme inhibitor activity; pectinesterase activity
Source: RefSeq, a predicted model, not a curated record
UGCGCGCACACACACAAACUCUCUCUCUCUCUCUCUCUCUCUCUCUUCACACUCUCAAAUCCACCAAACCUCAAUUGCAUUUUCACAAAACCUUACUCUUAGCCUCAAUUGCAUUUUCAAGCAUAGUAAGGUUGUAUUCACUAUUCAAUGCGCAAAAACUUCUACCUUUCCAAUUGCACAAAACUUCUACUAAGUUUUGACUUGAGAAUAAGAUCACAUUCAGUACACAAAAUUUUCAUCUUUAUUGAGUUUGGAAAAGGUCAAUAGCCUUACCCAAAUUUUCAGAGGCCAAAAUCACAAAUUUCAGAAUGCCAAAGCCCCCAAUCUUUUUCUUCAUUUCUUCUCUCAUACUACUUUUCUUAUCUGUGUUUACCACAGCUCAAUCCUCUUCACCUUCCACUGCAUGCAAGUCCACCCUCUACCCAAAACUCUGCCGUUCGAUCCUCUCCACCAUUCACUCCUCACCGUCGGAUCCCUACAGCUACGGCAAAUUCUCUGUCAAACAAUCUCUAAAACAAGCACGUAAAAUGUCACGCGUGAUCAACAAAUACCUCACCCACGACAAGAAACGAUCCUAUAUGCGCCAAGCUGAGAUUGGUGCACUAUACGAUUGCGGCCAGCUCUCUCAACUCAAUGUGGACUACUUGGAGUCAAUCUCAACUGAGCUGAAAAUAGCUGCGUCUUUGAACGAUGAGCUUGUGGAGCGAGUUCAGACAUUGCUGAGUGCAAUUGUGACAAACCAGCAAACUUGUUAUGAUGGGCUUGUAUAUUCUAAGAGUAGCAUUGUGAGUGCAUUGUCUGAGCCUCUGAACAAUGUGACAGAGUUGUAUAGUGUGUCACUUGGGUUGGUGACACAUUCGUUGGAUCGAAAUCUGAAACUGAAAAAGAAGAAAAAGGGGUCUAAUGAUGGAUUUCCGACUAAGGGACACCCUUUCCGGGAGCCACUUGAAACCCUCAUCAAGGCUCUACGGAGAUCCUCUUCCCAAAAAUCAGUGCAUUGCCCCAACAAGGAACGGACUCUCAGUGAGUUGAAAGGCAAUAAUGGAAUUCUCGUAAUCGAUAAAGUGACUGUAACCCGUAAUGGUACCGGAAACUUUACAUCCAUCACCGAGGCAAUUGCAUUUGCUCCCAAUAAUUCAAUGCCUGAAGAUGGAUUAUUUGUAAUUUAUGCUAGAGAGGGGUAUUACGAGGAGUACAUUGUGGUGCCCAAAAAUAAGAGGAAUAUACUGUUGAUUGGAGAUGGGAUCAACAAGACUGUGAUCACUGGAAACCAUAGUGUGAUUGAUGGCUGGACAACUUUUAAUUCUUCAACCUUUGCUGUUUCCGGAGACAGGUUUAUAGCAGUAGACAUUACAUUCAGGAACACAGCUGGUCCUACGAAACACCAAGCAGUGGCUGUAAGGAACAAUGCCGACCUCUCCACAUUCUAUCGUUGUAGUUUUGAAGGCUACCAGGACACACUUUAUGUUCACUCUCUCAGACAAUUCUACAAAGAAUGUGACAUAUAUGGAACUGUAGAUUUCAUAUUUGGGAACGCUGCUGCUGUGUUUCAGAGCUGCAACAUAUAUUCUCGGAAACCACUGGUUAACCAGAAGAAUGCAGUCACAGCUCAGGGCCGGACUGACCCAAAUCAGAACACUGGUAUAUCCAUCCACAAUUGCACAAUAGAAGCUGCACCUGACUUGGCUAUGGAUUUGAACUUCACAUCAACUUAUCUAGGCCGACCUUGGAAGGAGUAUUCUAGGACUGUGUAUAUGCAAUCAUAUAUUGGUAGCGUGAUUGAUCCAGUUGGAUGGUUGGAGUGGAAUGGAACAUUUGGACUAGACACACUCUAUUAUGGGGAGUUUAAGAAUUAUGGACCAGGUGCAAAUACCAGCAUGAGAGUACACUGGCCUGGUUAUAGUUUGAUGAAUGCUACGCAGGCUUUGAAUUUCACUGUGUACAAUUUCACAAUGGGGUAUACUUGGUUGCCUAAUACUGAUAUACCCUUCUAUGCAGGACUACUAAACUAGAGAUCUAAAACUGGAUAAAAAUUUCAUUCAUUCUUCUGGUGCUGUUAACUUAAUUUAUAAUAAAGGCUUUGUAUAUUCUUUCCUUCACUAGAGUACUUCAUUUAUGGCCUAUAGAAUCGUAUGGAAAACUGUUGGGAGAGUUUUCUUGAUCAAUUA